This is a messenger RNA of Vanderwaltozyma polyspora DSM 70294, 1776 nucleotides long. RefSeq names its product mRNA-binding ribosome biosynthesis protein NOP4 (gene NOP4). NCBI's taxonomy places the organism in Eukaryota, Fungi, Ascomycota, Saccharomycetes, Saccharomycetales, Saccharomycetaceae. The record is from RefSeq and is a predicted model, not a curated record. The transcript has a single exon. Gene Ontology annotation, molecular function: RNA binding. The annotation marks the transcript as partial.
AAAGGUAAACCAAAAUUGAUUAUUAGAAAUAUGCCAUGGAGUUGCAGGGAUCCAACUAAGUUGAUCAAAAUUUUUGGUAGAUUUGGUACAGUUGUAGAUGCUCAUAUUCCUAGAAAAAGGGAUGGUAAACUGUGUGGUUUCGCAUUCGUUACUAUGAAGAAGAUCAGUAACUGUAAGUUAGCUUUGGAAAAUAGUAAGGAUCUAAAAAUUGAUGGUAGAUCAGUAGCUGUUGAUUUUGCCGUCCAAAAGAAUAGAUGGGAAGAUUACAAAUCUAACAAUCCCAGAAAUGAAGAACAAGAUGAAUCAGAAGAAGAAGAAUCCGAAGAGGGCUCAGAUGAUGAAUCAAAUGAAUCAGAAGAUGUCGAAAUGAAUUCAGAUGAAGAGCUCAGUGAAGAAGGAGAGGAGGAAUCGAAGGAAAAUACUCAAAAACAAGAUAGAAUCCAAAAGAAUAGAAGAGAUGAUUUUUCUAUUUUUGUUCGUAAUGUUCCAUAUGAUGCUACUGAAGAAUCUUUAGCGGAGCACUUCAGUAAAUUCGGUCCUGUUAAAUAUGCACUACCAGUUGUUGACAAGGAAACUGGUUUAGCAAAGGGUACCGCAUUUGUUGCCUUCAAAGAUGAAAAGACUUAUACAUUCUGUGUAAACAAUGCUCCAGCUGCAGGUGCUACAUCAUUAUUGAUUGAUGAUGACGUUUUACCUGAAUAUGUUUACGAGGGACGUGUACUAUCUGUUUCACCAACCUUACAAAGAGAAGAGGCCAAUAAAAUGGCUGAACACAAUGCUUCUAAAAGAAAGGAAGUUUUUGGUAAAGCUCCAGGCGAACGUGAUAAAAGAAAUUUAUAUUUAUUGAAUGAAGGUAAAGUUGUUGAAGGAUCUAAAUUAGCUUCUUUGUUAAGUACAAAGGAUAUGGAAAUCAGAGAGAAAUCAUACAAUUUAAGAGUUGAGCAAUUGAAGAAGAACCCAUCUCUUCAUUUGUCUAUGACAAGAUUGGCUAUCAGAAACUUACCAAGAGCCAUGAAUGAUAAAUCUUUGAAGGCUUUGGGUCGUAAAGGUAUUGUUCAAUUUGCUACAGAAGUCAAAGAUGGUGAAAGACAUCCUUUAAGUAAAGAGGAAAUUUCCAGGUCUACCAAAGAAAAAUAUAAGUUCAUGUCAGAAGAAGAAAUCCAAAGAGAAAAGAAAAAAGAUUCUAAACGUGGUGUAGUGAGACAAGCUAAAGUCAUUAUGGAAGUAAAAGGUUCGACAAUUGGUAGAAGUAGAGGUUACGGUUUUAUUGAAUAUAGAGAUCAUAAAAGCGCAUUAAUGGGUUUAAGAUGGUUAAAUGUACACCAAGUCACUAAAGGUGAAAUUCUAGAUGGCUUAACUGAAGAGGAAAAAAAGGCAUUGGACCCUGAAAAUUUGAAAGGUAGAAGAUUGUGUGUCGAGUUUGCCAUUGAAAAUGCAAAUGUCAUAAAAAGAAGAAGAGAGAAUGUGGAUAAGGCUAGGAAUUAUGUAAAGAGAAAUUCAGACGAAGUAGAUGAUAGUAAAACCUAUGAUAAGAGAGGUGAUUUCAAGAAACGGAUGCGUUUUGAUGACAGUAAAACCUACGAUAAGAGAGGUGAUUUCAAGAAACAGAAGCGUUUUGAUGACAGUAAAACCUACGAUAAGAGAGGUGAUUUCAAGAAUCAAAAGCGUUUUGAAGAUAGAGAAUCGGCUAAGACUGAUGAUAAGGAUUCAAAAGUUUCUGAUGAUGUAAAGCGUUUAAUUGGUUUCAAACGUAAGAAGAAGCGUUCUAAGAAAUAA